AUGAACCCAGCAGCAGCAGCAGCAGCAGCAGCAGCAGCAGCAGCAGCAGCAGCAGCAGCAGCGGCGACGGCGGCAGCAGCAGGAGUGCGACAACAACAGCAGCAGCAGCAGCUGCAGCAGCAGCAGCAGCAACAGCAGCAACAGCAGCAGCAGCAGCAACAGCAGCAACAGCAGCAGCAGCAGCAACAGCAGCAGGAGCAACAGCAGCAGCAGCAGGAGCAACAGCAGCAGCAGCAGAAGCAGCAGCAACAGCAGCAGCAGCAGAAGCAGGAGCAACAGCAGCAGCAGCAGCAGCAGGAGCAACAGCCGCAGCAACAUCAGCAACAGCAGCAGCAGCAACAGCAGCAGCAGCAACGGCAGCAGCAGCAGCUGCUGCUGCUGCGUUGA
Eimeria mitis is the source of this 387-nucleotide messenger RNA. RefSeq lists its product as uncharacterized. The record is from RefSeq and is a predicted model, not a curated record. Lineage: Eukaryota; Apicomplexa; Conoidasida; Eucoccidiorida; Eimeriidae. The transcript is spliced from 2 exons. Bases 1 to 387 code for a protein of 128 amino acids.